Echinops telfairi (small Madagascar hedgehog) is the source of this 1395-nucleotide messenger RNA. RefSeq names its product glucose-6-phosphatase catalytic subunit 3 (gene G6PC3). The transcript is spliced from 6 exons. Gene Ontology annotation, biological process: gluconeogenesis; glucose 6-phosphate metabolic process. Gene Ontology annotation, molecular function: glucose-6-phosphatase activity. NCBI's taxonomy places the organism in Eukaryota, Metazoa, Chordata, Mammalia, Afrosoricida, Tenrecidae. Gene Ontology annotation, cellular component: membrane. The record is from RefSeq and is a predicted model, not a curated record. The coding region runs from base 74 to 1114 and encodes 346 amino acids.
CUUCCUGGUGGCUUGGGCUUCUCGGGCCCCAAGCCUAGCCCCAACUUCGCGGCUUGGCCUUUCCUGGGUCGCCAUGGAGUCGGCGCUGAGUGCGGGCAUCGCGGUAGCCGAGACGCUGCAGAAGCAGAUGCUGGGGAUGGAGAACGUGUGGCUCUGGGUGACCUUUCUGGGCGACCCCAAGUGCCUCUACAUAUUCUACUUUCCCGCGGCCUACUACGUCUCCCGCCGCGUGGGUGUCGCGAUUCUCUGGAUCAGCCUCAUCACUGAAUGGCUCAACCUCGUCUUCAAGUGGAUCCUCUUUGGAGACAGACCCUUCUGGUGGGUCCAUGAAUCUGGAUACUACAGCCAGGCCCCCGCCCGGGUCCACCAGUUCCCCUCUUCUUGCGAGACUGGGCCAGGCAGCCCUUCGGGACACUGCAUGAUCACAGGAGCAGCCCUCUGGCCCAUGAUGAUGGCCAUCUCCUCACAGUUGGUCACGCGGACACGCAACCGCUGGGUGCGCGUGAUGCCCUGCCUGGCUUACUGCACCUUUCUCCUGGCCAUCGGCUUGUCUCGGGUCUUCAUCUUAGCACAUUUUCCUCACCAGGUGUUGGCUGGCCUAGUAGCUGGUGCUGUCCUGGGCUGGCUGAUGACCCCACGGGUUCCUAUGGAGCGGGAACUCAGCUUCUACGGGUUGACCUCACUCGCCCUCCUGCUGGGUGCCAGCCUCAUCUAUUGGAGCCUCCUGACCCUGGGCCUGGAUCUUUCCUGGUCCAUCAACCUAGCUUCUAAGUGGUGUGAGCGGCCCGAGUGGGUCCACGUGGACAGCCGUCCCUUUGCCGCCCUAAGCCGUGUCUCAGGUGCCUCGCUGGGCCUGGGCAUCGCCCUGCACUCCCCGUGCUACGCUCAGGUCCGGCGGGCACUCCUGGACAAUAGCCAGAAGCUGGCCUGCUUUGCGCUGGCCAUGGUGCUGUUGGGCCCCUUGGAAUGGCUGGGUUACCCACCUCAGAUCAGCCUCUUCUACAUCUUCAAUUUCCUCAAGUUCACCCUCUGGCCCUGCCUGGUCCUGGCCCUUGUGCCCUGGGUGGUGUACAUGAUCAGUGCCCAGGAAGCCCCACCUGCCCGCUCCUGCUGACCUUCCCGCUUUCCCACCAGACCCCACUCCACCUCCACACUCCAGCCCGUUUCCUCCAUGUGUACAGCUCCCAGCUGGCCCUCUGCCCCCUGAACUUCCCCAACUCCUCCCAGCACCUGGGCUUAGCCCCAAGAGCACCUUCUCUCCCAGAGAACCUCGUCUCCCUCCAGUCUUUCCUCCCAAGUUCCCGGGGGGUGGGGGUGGGAGUGGGGGAGCAGGCAGAGGAAUGGCAAGGCCAGCGGGCCCUCCAGUGGCCCCAAUAAAACUCUGUGAGCACUUCG